UCAUGGACAGAAAAUUUUGGAGACCCUUCAGAAAACAAGGACCUGCCGGCCCAGUUCAGGGGCGCUGCUGUAGCAAUAGCUUCUGAUGAAAAAAUUGCUUUGCUGGGUGCCAUCCAGUCUCUGUUUGAAGGUUCAAUGUAUACAUUUGUCUUCCUCUGGACUCCUGCUUUGAGCCCCAACGAAGAAGAGAUUCCUCACGGUUAUUUUGCCACAUUCAUGUUGGCGAUGUUGGGAAGCUCCCUUGCAUCUCGAUUGAUGGCUCGCUCAUCACUGAGGGUAGAAAGUUACAUGCAGAUCGUUUUCGUGGUUUCCUCUGUUUCUCUAAUUCUUCCGAUUGUAACCAAUUUCUUGGUAGCACCUUCCAAAGUGAAAGGCGGAAGCAUCUCGUUCGCAGGUUGUCUUCAGCUUCUUGGCUUCUGUACUUUCGAGGCUUGUGUGGGAAUAUUCUGGCCAUCCAUUAUGCAAAUGAGAUCCCAAUACAUCCCCGAGGAAGCUAAGAGCACCAUUAUGAACUUCUUCCGCAUUCCUCUCAACAUCUUUGUCUGCAUCGUGCUGUAUAACGUUGAUGCAUUCCCCAUCACUGUCAUGUUCAGCAUGUGCUCGAUCUUCCUCUUCGUCGCUUCCAACUUGCAAAGACGACUGAUGGCAAUAUCAGAAAAACCAAAGAUCGAAAAUUGGUCGGCGAUGAAGGAAAGGGACCCCGAGGCUGAUCCACUAAACGAAUGAAAAGGAAACCAAGGAUAUGAUAACAACAACAUAAUUCAUUCCUAAUAUACUCUUGCAUGAGGGUUAUAUUUUACAUUGAUUUUUACU
Messenger RNA from Hibiscus syriacus, 813 nucleotides. Its product is annotated as molybdate-anion transporter-like. NCBI's taxonomy places the organism in Eukaryota, Viridiplantae, Streptophyta, Magnoliopsida, Malvales, Malvaceae. The record is from RefSeq and is a predicted model, not a curated record. Gene Ontology annotation, biological process: molybdate ion transport. Gene Ontology annotation, molecular function: molybdate ion transmembrane transporter activity. Gene Ontology annotation, cellular component: membrane.